Molecule: messenger RNA, 681 nt
Organism: Colletotrichum paranaense
Lineage: Eukaryota; Fungi; Ascomycota; Sordariomycetes; Glomerellales; Glomerellaceae
Product: ribosome biogenesis protein Nop16
Exons: 2
Coding region: 1-681 (226 amino acids)
Biological process (GO): ribosomal large subunit biogenesis
Cellular component (GO): nucleolus
Source: RefSeq, a predicted model, not a curated record
AUGGGUUCCGUCCUCCAAAAGAAGAAGCGCCGCUCCGGCCGCGCCAAAGUCAAGACAAACAGGCCCAAGAAGCUCCUCAACCCUCUCGGCAACGACAUCAUCGCAAAGAACUGGAACAAGAAGGAAACCCUCACCCAAAACUACCGCCGCCUAGGCCUCACAGCCCGCCUCAAAUCAGCAACAGGCGGCACAGAAAAGACACUCGCCCAACUCGAGCAAGAAAAGACCGCCUCCUCCUCCACCGCCGCAAAGCGCGACCCCUUCGCCAUCUCCACAACCGAAGAAGCCGUCUUUGAAGAAGCCCGCGUCGAGCGCGACGCCGACGGCAAAAUCAUCAAGAUCCACUACGCCAGCGCCAAUAAGCGUCCCAACCCCCUCAACGACCCCCUGAACGCCCUCGAAGAAGGAUCCGACGACGAAGAGGAGAACGAAGAAGAAUGGGGUGGCAUCGACGACGAGAGCAGACCCGAAGUCAUCCGCCUCCUCGAAAAGGAAGCCGCCCUCCCCGAGAUCAAGAAGCCGCGACACAUUAGCCAGCAGGAGAAAGAAUGGCUCGAGAGGUUGAUUGCCAAGCACGGCGACGAUUACGAUGCCAUGGUGCGGGAUCGCAAGUUGAACCCCAUGCAGCAAACGAAGGGCGAUAUCACGCGCCGGGUGAAGAGGUUUACUGGCAAGGCGUAA